AUCAGCUUAUAUGAGUUGACUUAUUCAAGAUCUCUUUUAGUUCUUUCUGCUCCUCCUCCUUUCCACAAAAGGGAAAGAAACAUAUUAUCUUUUGUUUAACCAUUGGCUUACAAUCAUCUGUAUCUUCAUGGAAGAGGCUCAAAUGGCUGAACUGCAAAGAAGAGCUGUUGAUGAGAGGGAGCAAAACUCACAUGGAGACGCUCCUUUUACAAAUCAGCCUCAACUUUCAAGAUUCAAAAGUUACAGGCGGUGGAUUCGUGUAAUUAUUUACAUCCUGUUUCUUCUUGCUGGCCAAUCAACAGCUACUCUCUUGGGAAGAUUAUACUAUGACAAAGGUGGGAAUAGCAAAUGGAUGGCAACAUUUGUUCAAUCAGCUGGCUUCCCAAUUUUACUCCCCCUCUUGUUUUUCUUCUCACCAUCCACCAAAUCAAUCACCACUGACACCCCCAUCAGUUCCUGGAUCACAAGCCAACCAAAGACUUCGAACCUUGUUUUUCUCUAUGUUGCCUUUGGCUUACUCUUGACAGGUGAUAACAUGAUGUACUCUUAUGGCCUUCUAUACCUUCCAGUCUCUACAUAUUCUCUACUUUGCGCAACUCAAUUGGCCUUCAAUGCUGUCUUUUCCUUCUUCCUCAACUCCCAAAAGUUCACUCCUCUUAUAAUCAACUCCAUCAUCCUCCUAACCAUCUCAGCUGCUCUGCUAGCAGUCAAUGCAGACUCCGAGAACACCUCAACAGUCUCCAAAGGAAAGUAUGCAAUCGGAUUCCUAUGCACUGUUGGGGCAUCCGCGACUUACUCUUUGUACCUUUCCCUGGUGCAAUUGUCUGUUGAAAAAGUUAUCAAAAGAGAGACUUUUUCUGCUGUCUUGGAUAUGCAAAUAUACCCUUCAUUUGUUGCAACCUGUGGGUGCGUGGUUGGGUUAUUUGCAAGCGGGGAAUGGAAAAGUUUGUCAAAGGAAAUGAAGGAAGACCAGGAAGGAAAAAUAUCAUAUCUGAUGACUUUGAUUUGGACGGCAGUGACAUGGCAGGUUUCAUCAAUAGGUUUGCUGGGAUUGAUUUUUGAAGUAUCUUCUCUGUUCUCCAAUGUCAUUAGUACAUUGGGUCUGCCUGUCGUCCCCAUUCUCGCUGUGAUAUUCUUUCAUGAUAAGAUGGAUGGAGUUAAGGUGAUGGCUAUGUUGUUGGCCAUCUGGGGUUUCCUUUCUUACAUCUAUCAGCACUACUUGGACGGCUCUAAAUACAAGUUGAAGAAGAAGGCAAAUUCCAAUGAGGUUUCUUUGGCUAUUAUAGAUAAGGUCUAAAGAUUGCAAUGUGCCAUUGAAUUUACUAGAAUGAUUGAUGAAAAUGUUCAUUUAAAUGGACAAUGAAAAAUUGUUUAUUUAGACUGUGGAUAAUUUUAUUUUAUUUUUAUUUUAAAAUUUUUUUUCAUAAUUUUAGUAGAGAUUUGAAUUUCAUUGCAUUUUAGUACAUUAUA
This is a messenger RNA of Durio zibethinus, 1470 nucleotides long. RefSeq names its product putative purine permease 11. Lineage: Eukaryota; Viridiplantae; Streptophyta; Magnoliopsida; Malvales; Malvaceae. Gene Ontology annotation, molecular function: purine nucleoside transmembrane transporter activity. The record is from RefSeq and is a predicted model, not a curated record. Gene Ontology annotation, cellular component: membrane.